AUGCGGGGAUCUGAGGCAUCGGGGCCUGGUGCUCUCUUGGGUGCUGCCUCAACUCUCACCACUUCGGUGAUAAGGAAUCCAACCUCGAUCCCGACAAGUUCAGCGCCCAUCCCGUCUACUGAUGCAGGUCUAGUCGCUAAAAAUGUCGAGCAUGUUUUAAUGUCACUCACAGCCCAAAAUGAUGGCGGCCUGGUCAGCGUCAGUGGCAAUUCGUCGGGUUCGACCGGCAAGGGUAUCUUGAUCGGUGUUCUCUCAGCAUUUGGCUCCGCGGUCGUUGCUGUCAUCGUUCUUGCCAUUUUUUUCUUCUUCAAGUACACACGGCGUGGCCGGAUUAUGCUUGAUCGCAUCGGGCGACCCGGCGAGUUUGACGAUGAGCAGGCGUUUGCGCGCGAGGAGGCGGAAGCGCUGGAGGUGAUGGAUGAUCUGUCGCGGUCCGAAUAUAUGAGAGCAAAGGCAUUUGUGGAAGCCUACCCGCCCGAGUCGAUGCAGACCGACAUUUCGUUAUCUCAGUUCCUCGCGAUACAGGAAAAGGGUGUCUCAGCGUGGGAGUUUCAACCAGAGUUGGAAAUCGCCAAUUGUUUUGUUGAAGGCCGAACGGAAAUUGAAUUCUAUGAUUCGGAAUGCAGUGUUCAGACCAACUUGCCUGUACCCAAGCAGAAUGACGUUUACUACUGGGAAGCGAAGAUCUACGAUAAGCCCGAAAACACUCUUGUCAGCGUUGGCAUGACCACAAAGCCAUAUCCUCUAUUUCGACUCCCGGGCUUCCACAAGUAUUCCGUCGCAUACUCAUCCACAGGUCAUCGUCGGCAUAAUCAGCCAUUCGCAUCGACGCCCUACGGCCCGCCUUUAUCACAGGGAGAUGUUAUUGGCGUAGGAUAUCGUCCUCGAUCAGGUACAAUUUUCUUCACUCGCAAUGGCAAAAAGUUGGAGGAUGUGGUCCAUGCAGCGAAAACACAGAAUUUCUUUCCCACAGUCGGCGCCAACGGCCCGUGUACCGUCCAUGUCAACUUUGGUCAGAUGGGAUUCGUUUUCAUUGAAGCGAACGUCAAGAAAUGGGGCUUGGCCCCCAUGACAGGCAGCCUAGCCCCUCCCCCACCCUAUGGAAGCGAGCAAGGCAGUAUCCUCCUGGAGUCUGGUCGUGAGAGCGCCGCCCAGAUCUCCCAGCGGGUUUACCAAGAGGCAGGCUAUGCAAGGACGAACUCGACCGUCAGGAUUCCACCUUCCCGCAGCCCCGGCCCGGUCCGGUCACCGACAGAUAUAUCUCUCGCCCAGCUUGCCCAUAUACCUUCUCACGAGGACGUUGGGGAGGGAUCGAGUCAGGCAAACACCAUUGAUGGGGAACAAACGCCUCUACUGAACACGAACGAUCUCGAUGAUCAGGUCCCACCUCCCGAGUACUCAAGUCCCGAUGGUAGCCGAAGAGGUAGUGAUAUUGCCGGAGACCUGCCACGUCAGGGUUCACCACCGAUACCAAGCUACGAUGCUGCCGUUGGUAAUCACAGUGGUGAUACUGCACGAUCGGACAGCGAGCCUUAA
Aspergillus clavatus NRRL 1 is the source of this 1536-nucleotide messenger RNA. RefSeq names its product SSH4 family protein. Lineage: Eukaryota; Fungi; Ascomycota; Eurotiomycetes; Eurotiales; Aspergillaceae. The transcript is spliced from 3 exons. The record is from RefSeq and is a predicted model, not a curated record. Gene Ontology annotation, molecular function: protein binding. Bases 1 to 1536 code for a protein of 511 amino acids.